Messenger RNA from Leishmania mexicana MHOM/GT/2001/U1103, 4131 nucleotides. RefSeq lists its product as hypothetical. Lineage: Eukaryota; Euglenozoa; Kinetoplastea; Trypanosomatida; Trypanosomatidae. The transcript has a single exon. Gene Ontology annotation, biological process: intraciliary retrograde transport; cilium assembly. The record is from RefSeq and is a predicted model, not a curated record. Gene Ontology annotation, cellular component: intraciliary transport particle A; cilium. The coding region runs from base 1 to 4131 and encodes 1376 amino acids. Gene Ontology annotation, molecular function: protein binding.
AUGGGCCUCACGAAGCAGUUCGACAUCUCCUCCGCAGACGUGGGCCGCGGGCAUGUCGUGCAGGCGCUGCACUCGUCUGCGCCGCUGAUUGCGGUGACUGGCUCGAAGGGCCGGGUACUCAUCCUGAACAAGCUGGGCAAGGUGGAGCAUCAGUUCCCCAUGCCGGGUGUCGUGGACAUGGCGUGGGACUGCGGCAGUGACACACUCGCCAUCAUCACUAGAAGCUCCUCUGAUGUGCACCUGUACGCGCAUCGCACACGCCACACUGACACCAUAGACACAAAGCUGAGCGACCUGCGCUUCAUCUGCUGGUCUCCUUCGCAGCCGCAGUUCGCUAUCGGCGCGAAGAGCGGUCAGUUCGUAGUGUACAACCGGAGGACCCUGCGGCUUGUGCCGGUGGUGGGCACGCACACGCAACAGCUUCUCUCCGGUGUGUGGACCCCCGGGCCAGACAGCCGUCUCUUGAUUAUCUCAGCAGACCGCAGUUUGUCCAUCUCUGACGCGGAAGGCAACACGCUGAAAACGAUUCCGUUGCCUUCGGCGCCGCAGUCUGUGUGCGUUUCGGGGACGGCCAGCUCGCCGAAGAGCUUGAGCCUCGCCGCCGUGAACCUCGGCAACACGGUAAUGGUUGUCGACCUUCGGUCGUUCUCAACGGCAGCCGGCCAAUUCAACUCCGGGCUUGGCCUCAUCACAUCCUUGACUGCCUGCAUCAAUGGCGAGUUCGUGGCAGGGUUUAAGAGCGGCGCGGUGGGUCUGCUGGACCUGGCCGGCAGUGAGGUGCGGCUGCGUAGCUCCGUCAGCGUGUCGAAGAGCGCCGUGCACAUGGUGAACUUCGGCGAGGGCAGCGGUCUCGUCGCGGCGGUCGCUGAGAACCGUGUGCGCCUGCUGCGCAUCAACGAUGACGGUAUCGCGGCCACCGGCGACGAGGCAACGUUCGAGUCGGACAAGGGGGUACCAGACUUGCUCACGUGGUCGAGAGAUGGUCAGCAGCUUCUCCUCGGCACGGACCAUGGCAAUGUUACCGUGUUCACGCUGAAAGUGUUAAACGUCAGCGCCUCCUACGGCACGCUCGUCUUCUCCUUCAUCUCCACCCGCACGAUUGGGGUGAAGAACUUGCAGGACAACCGCAUGGUCUGCACGGUACCGGUGAACAGUGACCCGACGUUCAUUUCAGCUGGCAUGGCGAUGCUCGGGGUGGGCGCGAACAACCAGGUGUCCUACUACGAAUACUUCAUCCCCAAUAGCCUCCCAUACCCCAUGGUGGACGCGGCCAAGAAUGUGGCAGAGGCAUCGCAGCAGGCUCACUCGGCGUUUCUGCUGACGGUGGAGUACCCGUCAACGGUCACCGAUCUGAAAGUGAACUCGCAGCUGGCGGCAGUUGUGUGCGAUGGACGAGUGCAGGUGAGUCCGAUCCGCGACACCCCACAGGCCGCCGCUCCAGUGUACUUCCCACAGAGCGGCGACACUCGCCUCGUGUCCAUCGGCCUCUCCGAGGCGUUUUUCCUCUACGCCACGACAAACCGCGUGAGCGUGUACGCGCUGCAUAACUUCCAGCAGGUGGCAACGUUUACAUGUAACACGGGUGUCAAGCGCGCCUUUCCGAAUCCCGCCUGCACGCACGUCGCCUACGUGGACGAGAGCAACGACCUCUUCAACCUCAAUCUCGUCACGGAGGUCGCCAACAAGGCGGAGGGCUUUGAACCGGACCAGAAGACGGUACUGUGGGACCAGGCCGAGGCUACAGUCUUCAUGACGCACGACAGUCAGAAAUGCGUGACCUUCGUGAAUACGCCGCACAGUCGCCACGGCGCGACCUGUGAGUCGGUGCUGGUGAAGGACACCACCAACGCAAACUUGUACACGCCACUGCCAUCGGACUACACCCCCAUCGCACUCUUUCGUGGCACGGUUGUGUGCCAGACGUCGAACGGGACGCUGGACACGGUGCCGCUGCAGACGCACACGAACAUCUUUCUGCGAACCCCCAACGCCGAGGCAUUCUACAAUAACUUCUCGCUGAAUCGACUGCGGUGGUCGUCGAACAACAUUUCCACUCCGCAGGAGGCAGAGGACUUGGCUGUGAAAGCGUUGCACAUGCUGGACGUGGAGCUUGCAAUCCGCGUCUAUCGGCAGCUAUCGCAGCCGAGCCUUGUGCUGUGUCUGGAGAAGAUCCGUCACAUCCACGAGAAGAACCUGCUGCUCGGCCACGUGUCAAUGAUCAUGGGGUACGUGAAGGACGCGCAGAACUUCUUUCUUCGCUCCUCGCAACCGCUCUGCGCAUUAGAGAUGCGACGUGACAUGAUGCAGUGGGAGCGCGCCCUCACCCUGGCAGCGCAGCUGGCGCCAGAGGAAGUGCCCGUCAUCUCACGCGAGUACGCACAGCAGCUCGAAUACCGCGGCGUGUACGCGAAGGCGCUAGAGAUGUUUCAGCAAGGUCACCGCCAGCUCCCGACCGGCCAAGCGAGCACGGAGCUGGCGGUGACUAUGCAGGAGGUGGAGCGGCAUAAUGAGCAGUGCCGGCAGGGUGCGGCCCGUUGCCAGAUUCGCACCGGCAGCAUUGCCGACGCCAUGAAGAUUGCAAAGGAGUCGACGGAGAUGCCAUUUGUGAAGGAGUGCGCCAAGCUUUGCGAGGACAACCAGAAGCACGAGGAGGCGGCGCAGCUCUACGAGAAGGCCCGCGACCUUGAGCGGGCGGCAACGAUCUACAUCGAGCGAUGCAAGAACUUGAAGGCGGCGGCGCGUCUGCUGCCUCUCAUCAAGUCGCGCAACAUCAUCGGCAUCUACGCCCACGGCAAGGAGGCGGAGGGGGCCUUCGCAGAUGCUGAGAAGGCCUACCUGCAGGCCGAGGAUUGGGACAAUGCGGUGCGGCUGAAGCUAGAGAAGCUGAACGACCUCCAUGGCGCCUACCUCAUUGUACGGCAGACUCGCUCCGCCAACGCGGCCGCCCUCGUUGCCAAGAAGUGCAAGUCGCAGAACGAGUAUGGCAUGGCGGUCGAGUUUCUCGUCCUGGCCAAGUCGCUGGACGAGGCCUUCGAGCUGGCAAAGGCCCAUGACUGCAUGUUCCACUUCGAGAGUGCCUUGCUGAACCAGGUCCAGCUGAAGGACGGCGUCGCCCCGCUAGCGGACCAGGCAGACUUUACCAUGAUUGCGGAGUACUACGACAAUGAGGGCAAGGCCGGACAGGCUGGCAUGUACUACCACAUUAGCGGCAACUACGCCAAGGCCCUCAAGAAGUAUCUCGAGUCAGGGCAGCCCGAGGACAUCGAGAAGGCGGUGGAGGUGGUAGGCAAGGCGCACAGCGACAGCCUGACGAACAAGUUCAUUGACUACCUCAUGGGCGAGACGGACGGCGAGCCAAAGGACCCAUCGUACAUCUUCAAGCUCUACUUAGCCAUGGGCAGCUACGAGAAGGCGGCCAAGACGUCUGUCAUCAUUGCGGCGAAGGAGCAGGAGAUGGGCAACUACAAGAGCGCGCACAAGACCCUCGUGGAGGCCUACAGCAUUCUUCAGCAGAAGAACAUGCGUGUGCCGAACGACCUACGCCGCGCGUUGAUGCUGCUGCACUCCUACAUAAUCGUCAAGGACUUGCUCAAGAUCAUGAAGAAUGAAGACACGGCAUGCCGCAUGCUGCUGCGCGUGUCCCGCAACAUACAGAAGUUUCCGAAGCACGUUGCCAACAUUGUCACCACUACUGUGCUGCAGUGUAUCAAGUCAAACUUCAAGAAGUCCGCCUUCGAGUACGCCUGCUUCCUUAUUCAGAACGAGAAGUACCGGACGGAGAUGACGGAGAAGUCACGCAAGAAGAUUGAGGGCAUCGUGCGCCGUCAUAGCAAGGACGACGCUGUCGACCCAGUCGAACCGAUGCUACCCUGCCCCUACUGUGACGCGCCUGUUGCCGAGACGGAACUAGACUGUGGCGCCUGCAAGAACACAAUCCCCUUCUGCAUUGUGACGGGCAAGCACAUCGUGAAGAACGACUACACAGCGACCCCUUGCUGCGGCUUCCCUGCUACCUACUCGGCGCUGAUGACGCGGCUGAGCGAGACGCUCACGUGCCCGAUUUGUGGGGCGACCGUUGACAUCAGCAAGGUGAACUGUGUGGCCGAUCCGGAGUUGAAGGCGCUUCUCUAG